UUCGAAUAACCGCUUUACAUCCCUUCUAUGUAUCCAGAAAGUAGCGCCGGUGGCGAUAGGCGCAAAGCGGUAGAGACGCCAAAGGUAUCAACGGGCCAGCGCCAUGCCAGCCUAGCCGGCCGAGCGACUAGCACCGAGCAGCCCACAGUUCCGCCCUCUACAGCUAUUCGCUCGCGCUUUCGUGACAUGGUGGAAAGACCCACCCAGCAACCACCAAGCUCAAUAUCUCGCGGCACCAAGCGCCUCCUGGCCGACGACAGCCCAAAUGACCGCCAAAAAUCAAGAUACAGCCAGAUUGAGACACCUGUGCGCGAAGAACACCUUCUAGGUUUAUCGCCAUAUAAAACACCUAUUCUGCGCGGUGGCCUACAGCCCACACGACUGUUUUCUGGGUCUCCAACAGGUAGCUUUCUCGGGACCUCGCUAUUUGCAGAGUCUUCGCCUGCACGCAGCAUUCUAGACUCGGCGCGCAAGGAAACAGAGUGUGUGGGCAAGAUGGAAUCUAUGAAGCGUGAGCUGGAGCGGGCCAAGUUUGAACUCAGGCAGGUGGAGCUGGAUCGCGAAAAAGACCGUGAGGAAGCAGCGCGAGUGAAGCAGUCGCUGGAAGCAGAUGUUUUGAAGCAGGCCAAGCGUAUCGAAAAGCUCGAGCGGGACCGGAAAUGGCUGGUUGGCCAGGAAGAACAGUUUUCCGACCAGCACAAGGAGCUGGAGGCGGAGGUGAGGCGGCAGAAGGAGCGGUACAAACAAAAAAUCGAACAGGUCAUCGCUGAGUACCGUCAGAAGGCGCUGCAGGUUGAGGAGGCAGAACAGGCAUUCCGAAAUGUGAAGAAGGAGCAUGUUGCCGAGAUCGGCGCAUUGCACGACAAGCUGAUCAGAGCUGAGCAUAAGGCCGGCGAGCUGAAGGCGCGGCUAGAGGCAGCUGUGGCCAGUACUGGAAGUUCCCAGGACAAGGCGUUGCAGUACACAGUUGAUGCCCUACAAAAGAAGCUCUUUGCCACAGAGGAGGAUCUCAGGGAGCUUCUGGAGCGAGACCUGCAUGAGCAAUGCACAUAUAUCAAGGCCCUUGAGAACCAGAACCAGAAGCUCAAAGCCGAAGCCCAGCACGCCAAGGAGCUUGCCAGCAAGUACGCCAAGGAGCUCGAGUCUAACCAGGCGCUGCAGGCCAAGGUUAAUCGGCUCGAGGGACAGCAUGAGAACUUUGCUGAGCUUGAAGCCCAGCUUAGCAUUCUCAAGCAGGAGCGCGAGCAAUGGCGCAAGGUUUUCCAGGCCCGCCUGAUGAGCCUGAACGUCCCUAUUGACUCGCCCUACGCCGUCGCCAAUACGGUUGCAACACAGCGACACAAGAUCUCGCUCCUCGAAACCAAAGUCGAAACGAUGCAGGAAACCGUUGAUAGUGCAACCCGCGAUUUGCAGUCGACCGUCACUGAACUCGAGUCAUAUAAGCUGCAGUACUCGCAGAUUGACGAGCAGCUGACAAAGGAGAAGCGGCGGGCCAUUCAGCUCGAGAGAUCAAAGCAGUACGCACUGCGCGAGGACAGACUUUUUGCGGUCACAGCUCCAUUCACAGAGCGGAUCAAGCAACUGGAGCUGUUUAUUGAUGAGCAGCGCGUCUGGAUCUCGAGUCUCGAGGGUGCUGCUGUGCUGCAGGGGUAUCGCGAGGAUGUUGAGAGGAAGGAGCAGGAGCUGCUGGCCAGUAGGCGCAGCUACGACCAGCUGAUGGAACGCUUUGAGGAGCUGGAGAAGGAGGCAGCGCGUCUCGAGCACCAGAUUGGAUCUGGGCUGGGAUAUAACCCUCGCACAACUCGACUAUGCGAUCCGCUCGGAAGAAGCUCAAGGCGCUUGUGGACUGAAAACGAGUCUCUGCUUGCCCAUAUCAAGAAGCUGACUGACACGUCGUCUGCCGACAAGUCCGAAAGCGCAAAUGAUAAUGAGGAGGACAGUGGCGAAUCUGAGGAUCCUCCGAGCGGGUCGCCAUUCUUCCAGACCAUCGCCAACCUGCGCACAGAGAACCAAGAGCUAGCAAAGCAGCUCGAGAACUCGGUGAUUUUGAUGCGCCGCUAUAAGAAGGAAUUGAGGAAGAAGGUUUUUGAGCUGCGUGAGGCUGUUUACUCAAUCAUGGGCUACCGCCUUGACUUUUUGAGCAACGGUGGAAGCUUUGUAUUCAAGAGCGGCGACGACAACAAGGGCGACAUGAAGCUGUAUGGCGGCGGCAACAAGGAGUACCUGAACAGCAUCAUGAACGACAUCCGCUACUGGAUCCAAGAGCGCGGCAGUAUCCCUGGGUUCCUGGCCACAGUGACGCUGCAGAAUUUUGAGACCAGCCAGCAGGAUCCACCGUUGGUUAAAUCGUAA
Molecule: messenger RNA, 2352 nt
Organism: Linderina pennispora
Lineage: Eukaryota; Fungi; Kickxellomycota; Kickxellomycetes; Kickxellales; Kickxellaceae
Exons: 7
Coding region: 28-2352 (774 amino acids)
Biological process (GO): mitotic spindle assembly checkpoint signaling; attachment of mitotic spindle microtubules to kinetochore
Cellular component (GO): nuclear envelope; kinetochore; mitotic spindle
Source: RefSeq, a predicted model, not a curated record